AUGCUCACCUCGCCCCGAUCAAUCCCCGUCCAGCUCCCCGUGGGCACGCUCGAAACGCCUCGUCCGCUGCGUGCGGCCCCGCCACGGCGACAGCUCGCUCACCAGCGCACCACACACACUUUGCACCUCUCCCUACCCACCACUCGCACGGCGCACGACAGCUGCACCCAAGCUUUUCCCGGCGCCAGGGGACCCGGCUCGGUUGCGGUGCAGCACCUCGACGACGGAGAGGACCUGACCCUCCCACGGCUCCCUCCCGCCCACGACGACAUCGACAUGCUCACCGAGAAGCACCCAGCCUGGCUCGAGCACGCCCCGUUCGACCACUUCGAACUCGACUCGUCCUCGUCCUCCUCUCAAAUCGACGAACCCGCCCCGCUGCCGCUGAACCACCCGCGCAGCAAUUCGCUCGAACUCGACCUAGGCGACCUUCCCAAGCCCAACUUCCUCUUCCCCUCCCAGGCGUACCCUUCGCCCGUCUCGCCUUGCACCACCCUCUUCAGCUCGUCGACAGCGUCCUACUUCGAACUCGACCAGCGGCGGCCACGCGCGCGCUCGAGGUGUGCCUCCGCAGCGUCGGGCGAGGGAGACGACAUGAGCCUCGAGUUGCCCCCUUCUCCCGCUCUCGUGCCCAUCUUCCUCGUCGCCGCACCACGAGACACCUCUCCCUCCCGACCAGCACCACACGUCGAGCCGUCCGUCUCUCACCCGCUCCACCGCGCAAAACGCCUCUCCAUGACUCCCCUCCCCACCCUCUCCUCCCUCCCCUCGACCGAUGCGCCCCCGAAGUUGCGCAAGAACAGCAUCGUCGACCUCCCUCCCGCUCCGGUGUCGCCGCCCCUCACGCCCGAGUCGUCGCUUGGGUUGGUUGGGCUCCCGAGUAUCGAAGUGCUCGAGUGCGGGAGGAGGUUGUCUGUCGAUUCAAAUGCUGGCGAUGUUGAUGCGUUCAAGCGUCAACGAUGCGCCUGA
Messenger RNA from Rhodotorula toruloides NP11, 969 nucleotides. RefSeq lists its product as uncharacterized. The transcript has 3 exons. Lineage: Eukaryota; Fungi; Basidiomycota; Microbotryomycetes; Sporidiobolales; Sporidiobolaceae. The record is from RefSeq and is a predicted model, not a curated record. Bases 1 to 969 code for a protein of 322 amino acids.